Molecule: messenger RNA, 2784 nt
Organism: Amphibalanus amphitrite
Lineage: Eukaryota; Metazoa; Arthropoda; Thecostraca; Balanomorpha; Balanidae
Product: ubiquitin-like protein 3
Exons: 5
Coding region: 309-695 (128 amino acids)
Molecular function (GO): protein binding
Source: RefSeq, a predicted model, not a curated record
GUUUAAUGUCGUAUUGAAAGCGAAAGGCACGCAGUAAGCAUAAAAACCUGGUGGCAGUAUCCAGAACUACGCUGGCAACUUGUCAAGGGAAAAGCUGCACGCCAUGUUUUAUUUGUUUAUUUUUUAGGGUGUUGCAAAUCGAUCUUUGUGUUUGGAGGACUUGCGUUGAUAGCUGGUAGCUAGUUCGUUGGAAUGGAAUGCGUUGGAUGUGCCUGUGACUGAGCCGGUGUCGGUGUGACAGCACCCUGGAGCAGGCCGAGCAGUCGCCGCCGCCGCCGCCGCCGCCGCCGUCGGCCGCGUGGACAGCCAUGUCGCGCCCCGGCUCGGCGCGGAACAAGAACAUACCUGGCGAUAAGAUCAACCUGCGGCUGAUCAUGGUCAGCGGCAAGAGUCGCGAGUUCCUGUUCGGGGCGCACGACUCGGCCGGCGACAUCGCUCAGUUUGUGUUCGACACGUGGCCGGAAGACUGGAGUGAGGAGGCCGUGGCCAAGGCCGAGGUGCUGCGACUCAUCUACCAGGGCCGCUUCCUGCAUAACAACGUGACGCUGGGCGCUCUGGGUCUGCCACUCGGCAAAACCACCGUCAUGCAUCUGGUGCCGCGCGAGAACCUGCCAGAGCCCAACUCACAGGAUCAGCGCCAGAAGAGCAAGUCGGGCGGCAGCCGGUGCUGUUCGGUGUCGUGCGUCAUCUUGUAACGGGUGUGCGCGCGCGCCGCCCCCUGUGAUACACCGCCGCCGCGCCGGGUCGGCCGGCGACUGGCCCGAGCCGGCCCCGGACGGCGCGGCCAUCCUGUCCAGCCGUGGGCACUGGUACGUAGCCAGGACGCCGCCCGCUGAGAUCGUAGAUAGGUAUUUAAUUGUCCGCGAGCGCCGCUUCUCUGCACCACAGAGCCGGCGAGGCGGCCGAGCGCCGACCGCUACUCGCUCAUGCCUCUUAUUUGCCCGUUGUUCCCUGGAUUGUGAUUUAUUGUGCGAGUGUGAGCGAGAGACGAGUGGCUGGUGUGAUCGACACAGAGUUGAUGAAUCUUGUUAGGCUUUAUCAUCGAGACGCAGGCUCGCGAAGGGCUGGCAUUGGAUCCGCAACUACCGUGCAAGAGAGCCUCAUUGACGUUGUUAGGAGAUUAUUGAAUUUAAUGGCUCUUAGCGUGAAUUAUCAUCCGCUAGUGAAGCACCGAGAUAUUCUAGCUAGCCCCCGUCUCUCACAGUGGUGACAAUCUUUUAUCGUUUGUUCCUCAUUUGAAUGUUUGUCCUCUGGGGCUGACAGAGAGUUGUGGGAUGGUGCGCGUACCUCCCGCUAGAGGCGCUAAUGCUGUCUGCGUCGGGUGGACCCUGGCGCGCCGUGGCUGGUGAGCCGACCCGAGAGUAGGGGCGGGACGAGGCCAUGCCUGGAUGCCGAGAUGCCGUGUUGACUUCAGGAGGAGUAGGAGGAUGCGCGGAGUUCGGGGGGGGGGAGGAGUUAUUGGUGUGUAUGGGGACGAGAAGUGGAGUUUGUUCAGAGGGCAGUAGCCGAGGUGGCGGCUUUGUUCACUGGAAAGUCGAGGGCUGGCUGCCUGAAAUGCGGGGACUGUGGACGUGGAGCCGUGAUGGCCCUUGGUGCGGGGCGCGCCGCGUGGUAAGGCCGUGUGAGCAGAUAUGUCUUGUGAGGCGAGUCCUGGCGCCGCUGUUUGGUAGACCGGCACGCGGCGCGAGCGAGUGCGGUAUUGGCCGAUUGCGCAUCGUCUCUGGGUGCGGAGUACAUUUGUGGAACGGGUUCUGAUUCCUUCCCCUGGACUGUUAGGUUGAGAGUAAUUAGCUGAUGAGAGAUUUCGCUAGAUCUGAUAGUGACAAUAAUUCCCCAUAUUCCGAGAUGUCUGAUCUAUUAGCUUCAAUGACUCCCUGCGGCAUUGUUCCCGCAGGCCCGCUGAACAAUGUUGUGGUGGUUAUGUAGUGUUGUUUGACUCGCAUUCAGGGUGAGGUGUCUGGUUGUGAUCGGGACAUCCGUGUGUUGUGAAUCACCAGCUAUCGCAUAAUGGAGCUGCAUGCCCCCGCUCACAUGGUUUAUAUCAGUCUUAUCAAAUGAACAUUAGCUGUCGCUUCUGCGCGCUGUACAAUCGUUGUGGUUUUUAGUGGUGCUUCAUUAUCUUUGUGCCAGCUCAUGAGCAACACGUCCGCGAAUUUCUCAUGUCGGGAGUUGUGGAGAGUGAAAGACAAUUGGAUAGAUGCCUCCGAUUCAUCUGUAUUUUAGCCCACUGAUUGAGCCUUAGUGGCGUGAUACGUAGCUAUCUCUGAAGAGUUGAUUUAUCGAUCUGGCGCCUUCGCGCGUCUGUGUUGUUUUUCCGCGCGUCUGUUAGAGAUUGACCGCCCCUGUGAGUGCAUGUUACCGAUCCCCUGAAGUCGGAGCGCAUGUUACCGCCUUUGUGAGCGCCUGUCCCUGCCCGUGUGAGAUCCUACGCCCGUCUCGGUCUGCCUGUGCCACGUAUACCCUGCUGUUGACUGCUGGCCUGGCAGUGUCUGUACGAAAGCGUCCGCGAUAUACAGUGCAGUGGUAGUGACUGAAAUGACAACGGUGUGACUGAAAUACUCAGCGGUACAACGUCCGGUCCGGCCGGAGUGGGGAUGGGGGGGGGGAGUCGGGUGCGACACUGGACGCGUUCUGAAUGACCUGCGGCCACCAGCGACGAACGCCGGGCCCGCGUGCGUGUGUGUCGGGCCACUCUCGAUGUACGUUAUGACAAUGGUGUGGUGUGGACUGAUUGUCCGUAGAAGUUGUCUCGCUGAUGUGCAGAAAUACAAUUCUUUAAAUGCC